AUGACGACUUUUGCAGCUAUUUGUCUUUGGGUUAUAUUCUUCACUGUUUCUUGGAUAGUUUACACCUACCUCUUUUCCCCUCUUGCUUCUAUCCCCAAUGCCGGAGUUCUAUCACCAAUAUCACGUCUAUUGUGGGAGUUUCCCAUGGAGUAUCGCGGAAGGAUUAGUCUUGUGCUACCUGAACUUCAUAAAAAGCAUGGUCCUUUGGUAAGAAUAGGACCGAACCAAGUCUCUUUUUACUCAUUAGAGGCGUACAAGGCCAUUCAUUCCCCAACAAGCCUCUUUGUCAAGGAUCCAAGAGUGUACAAUCAUUUCGUGCAGGAUGGACACCCAGCACUAUUUUCUAUUAUAGACCCCAAGAAACAUGCAUUACGUCGCCGUAAGAUGGGAAUCUUAUUCAACAGAAGUAAAGUCCCUAGCCAGACACCCAUGAUGCUUGAGAAAAUAUCGGAAUUCUGUACUGUCCUGCAUCACUUAGGUCAGAAAGGGCCGAUCAAUCUAAUAUCUUCGUGCCGUGCCUUGGAGGCUGACAUAUUAACAGCACGAUUUGCGUUCGGCAAUGAAAUUGGCGCAAUUGAGUCAUUAAGACAAUCCGGAGACUUACUGAGUGUUGUGCAUAACAAUGACUUGAAGUCUUCUAUGAUGCCAAUUUGGGCGGAUAAACAACUCCAACCUCUUGUAAAUAAAGAGAUGGCUGCGGGAUGCAACCAUUCCUUUAUGAGUACCAUGGUCAAAUUCCAAAUGCCUCCGCAAUCGGCGCUAUCGGAAGCAAAAGAAAUGCUAGGCCCCGGGACCGAUACUACUUCAUCCACACUCGCACAUAUCCUGUGGGCAUUAUCUGUUCUUCAAUCAUUCCAGAAAGAGCUAGUGCUAGAUUUGACGAAGGCAGGAUGGCCCACUGAGCUGGAUCAACUUGAAGCCAUUCCCAAACUAAAGGCUUGCGUUAAAGAAGGCAUCAGAUGGACCGGUGCCGCGGCGGCCAUGCUCCCUAGAAUCGUACCAUCCGGGGGAUCAAUUGUCGCAGGGAAAAAAAUUCCAGGCGGGACUAUGGUUUGCAGUUCCCCUAUCUGGUAUCUGCGGGAUGAGAAUGCCUUCUCGGAUCCAGAUACCUACCGACCUAGUCGGUGGCUUGACGAUACCAGUGGCCAGUCAACAGCACAACGAGAUGACUACUACAUUCCGUUCUCCAAAGGAUCAUCGACAUGUAUAGGCAUACAUUUCUCAUAUCUAGAGCUUUACCUCUCAUUGAUUCAAAUUUUGAAAAACUUUGUUUUGAAACCCAGCUGUCAUACUUCUACCGAUAUUGACAUCGAACCUAUACUCCCACCACGAUUGGAGUGGGUGGCGGCCGUGCCUAAAUUAAAGAUGGAAAUACAUAUGGAGAGCAGAGUAUACUGA
Molecule: messenger RNA, 1398 nt
Organism: Talaromyces proteolyticus
Lineage: Eukaryota; Fungi; Ascomycota; Eurotiomycetes; Eurotiales; Trichocomaceae
Product: cytochrome P450
Exons: 8
Coding region: 1-1398 (465 amino acids)
Molecular function (GO): oxidoreductase activity, acting on paired donors, with incorporation or reduction of molecular oxygen; iron ion binding; heme binding
Source: RefSeq, a predicted model, not a curated record